Molecule: messenger RNA, 1228 nt
Organism: Arvicanthis niloticus (Nile rat)
Lineage: Eukaryota; Metazoa; Chordata; Mammalia; Rodentia; Muridae
Product: inactive serine protease 39-like
Biological process (GO): proteolysis
Molecular function (GO): serine-type endopeptidase activity
Source: RefSeq, a predicted model, not a curated record
AUGUGGGGCUCCAGGGCACAGCAAUCAGGUCCGGACAGGGGCGGAGCCUGCCUGCUGGCUGCUCUCCUACUUUGUUUCAGCCUCUUACACGCCCAGGACAACACAUCCUCGCAAACACCUCCACUCAAACCAAGAAACCGGAUUCUCUGGGAAGACUUAUGUGGCAUGACCAAAUUUGAUGGGAGGAUCCAUGGUGGUCAUAUUGCAAAGGCUGAGCGGUGGCCAUGGCAGGCCAGUCUGAUCUUUCGUGGCAGGCACAUCUGUGGAGCUGUUCUCAUCGACAAAACCUGGGUAGCCAGUGCUGCCCACUGCUUCCAAAGGUCUCUCAAACCAUCUGACUACCGGAUCCUGCUAGGGUACAGCGAGCUGAGCAACCCCUCCAACUACAGCCGGCUGAUGACAGUGAAUAAGGUCAUCAUGUAUAAGGACUAUAACAAGCUCAAGAGUCAGGAGAAAGACAUUGCCCUGCUCCAGCUACAACUGCCUGCCAUCUACAGCUCCCACAUUUUCCCCGCCUGUGUCCCCAACACCACCACGAGAGUGCCCACUGAUAGUCUCUGCUGGAUAAGUGGCUGGGGAAUGCUCUCAGAGGAGAAGUUCCUGAAAGAGCCUUUCCCUCUGCAAGAUGCAGAGGUCUUCCUUAUGGAGGAACAGGAGUGUGAAGCCUUUUUCCAGACACCGGAGAUGAUCAAUGUCAUUGAAUAUGAUGUUAUAAAAGAUUAUAUGAUAUGUGCCGGGGAUAUCACCAAUCAGAAAUCCACCUGCCGAGGAGACUCUGGGGGUCCCCUUGUCUGCUUGCUGGAUGGCUUCUGGUACGUGGUAGGGCUGGCCAGCUGGCAUGGAGCCUGUCAAGAGCCGAUACACAGCCCCAACAUCUUCACCAAGGUUGCCUACUUUUCUGACUGGAUCAAGAAGAAAAUGGCAGACACUCCUGCUGCUGAAUUUGUCUCAGCACCCCUUGAGGAAGUGGCGCCAUCCCUGACAGGCUGGAAGAAUUACAGUGCGGGCACUACCCUCAAACCCAGUAUCUGCACAGCCAUGCUGUCUUCUCAGGUCCUCCUCCUGCAAUCGAUUUGGUUCAGGAUUUUGUGAUAGGCCCACAGAGCCUUGCAAGCCAUCAUGUCUGCCAGCCCAUCCACUGAGAGCCACUUUGCAUGGUUCCAACUGUGGGCUCACCUGUCCCAUCUGAGGCCACACCAGCUCCAGGUCUGACAGAAUAAAGCAACUA